CAAGCCUGGCUUAAAACCUUCGCCAUCGGGUGGCGGGACCACAAAGGAGGCCGCCUGCCUCCUUUGUCCUGGAUCUGGGAGCCGAGCGCCUCCGUCGCCAUUGCACUUCCUCCCCCUGGUCCAGCCUCUCUCACCUUGGGAAUCUGCGUCAGAAGUCGCUCACAGUCCCGCCAGCCCAGUACCAAGGAGUGAAGCGGGCACCAGCAGGCCUGAGCCUACGGAAAAGCAGCUGUGAGGACGAUGAAGCUUCCGAUUUUCAUAGCUGAUGCGUUCACAGCAAGAGCAUUCCAUGGGAAUCCUGCUGCUGUUUGCCUCCUAGAAGAUAAACUGGAUGAAGACAUGCAUCAAAAAAUUGCGCAGGAAAUGAACCUCUCCGAAACUGCUUUUAUUCGAAAACUGCACCCAACAGACAACUUUACACAAAGUUCCUGCUUCGGACUGAGGUGGUUCACACCAGCGAGUGAGGUCCCACUCUGUGGUCACGCCACCCUGGCUUCUGCAGCUGUGCUGUUUUACAAAAUAAAAAACAUCAACAGCACCCUCACCUUUGUCACUCUGAGUGGGGAACUAAAGGCCAGAAGAGCCGAAGAUGGGAUCAUCCUGGACCUGCCUCUCUACCCAACCCAGCCCAAGGAAUUCCACGAAGUGGAGAACUUGAUAAAGCUGGCCAUAGGCGACACGCUGGUCCAGGACAUCUGCUAUUCUCCAGAUACUCAAAAGCUCCUUGUCCGGCUCAGUGAUUCUUACGACAGGUCAUUUCUGGAGACCCUGAAAGUGAACACGGCGAAUCUGACUCAGGUGGAGAAUGCAGAGAAGGUGAAAGGGCUCAUUGUCACACUCAAAGGAGAGCUCGCUGGGCAGACCCAAGCGUUUGACUUCUACUCCAGAUAUUUUGCACCGUGGGUUGGUGUGGCGGAAGACCCUGUAACAGGGUCUGCACACACUGUUCUCAGCAGCUACUGGUCCCGGCAACUGGGGAAGAAAAACAUGCGUGCAUUUCAGUGUUCCCCCCGAGGAGGAGAACUGGACAUUUCCCUGCGCCCCGAUGGACGUGUAGACAUCAAGGGUGGUGCUGCCCUGGUCAUGGAAGGGACGCUGACGGCCUAGGGAUGGUCGCACGGGAUGCCGCUUCUCCACCCACGCGGUGUUUUCUGUGUACCAAGAAACCUAAGAGCCUACACAGUGGCCUGCUUGCUCCUCGUGCCAAAUAUAGAAAGCCGAAAGCCGUGUUAGUGAGGUUUAAUCACCAGUCCAGGCUAAUUAACUAAUGCGGUUUGUACUUGAUUUUUUUUUUCUGGUGCUGGGGCUUGAACCCAGGGCCUUGGCCAUACAAGGCAAGUGCUCUGUCUUCCGUGAAUGCCUUUGAAUGUGAGUAAUCAGUAGCAGAGAAUACCGCAGUCACUUCUUCGAUUAUGACCGUCAAUCAGAGAUGAGGAAUACUACAUUUAUGAAAAGUGAGGAUUCAACUUAGGUGUGAGUACUGGUGGAAUAUUUUUGCAGUCAUCUAAAAGACACAGUGACUCUGUGGACAUAUAGAACAUUGUUUCAUGAUAUAAUACUAAGAAAAAUUGCAGUAAGCUGUAGAGUGUUAGCCGUGUUAUGCUGUGACUUAGAGAAUAUGAAUUUCUCCAGAAAAAUAUGAGCCAUGGAAUAGUUCAUGUGUGUGAGAUAGGACUGAGAGUCAUUUUAAUAAAGCUAAAAUAGUAUUUGCCUCAUUGUUGCAUUCAUGUACAACAACUACAAAUUAAGACAAAGCCCAGAAAAUUAAAUAAAUGUGUCU
Messenger RNA from Fukomys damarensis (Damara mole-rat), 1780 nucleotides. It is a transcript of the gene Pbld, whose product is annotated as phenazine biosynthesis like protein domain containing. Gene Ontology annotation, cellular component: cytoplasm. The record is from RefSeq and is a predicted model, not a curated record. Gene Ontology annotation, biological process: biosynthetic process. Gene Ontology annotation, molecular function: isomerase activity. NCBI's taxonomy places the organism in Eukaryota, Metazoa, Chordata, Mammalia, Rodentia, Bathyergidae. The transcript is spliced from 10 exons. The coding region runs from base 241 to 1107 and encodes 288 amino acids.